GUUCGACUGCUUCAGACCAACACGGCUGCCCGCUUGGAUCUAUUCACAUGGAAAGACGGCCCCCAGCAGGCGUCUUUCCCUCCAUUUCAGCGACUCUGAAGUUAACAUCCUUUUUCAUACAGACCGCAUUCGAUGAAGUUUGCCCCUUCGAGGCUACCGUGUCCGGAGAAGCGUUCUACGCAUGCGUACUUGCUCUUGGCGAAGCGAUUGCCCUUCAGCGUCAUGGCAGCAGCCUGCAGAAAGGUCUGGGAGGCGCGAGGCACCUAUUGCAGGUACUUUUCUGUCUCAGCCUUUCUCCACUGUAAAGAUGGACAACCGCCCAAAUUUAAGCCACCUCCAAAGCCAGUCAUUAUCGAUGAAUCAAAGCCUGUCGCUGCGGAAAGACGAUUCCUGAGUCCUGAAUUCAUUCCUCCCCGAGGAAGAACAGAUCCUUUUAUGUACUACAUUGAAAGAAGAGAUAUGGUCCGGAGGAGAAAAGUACUAAACAUCCCGGAGUUCUACGCUGGGAGCAUCCUUUCUGUUACGACGGCAGACUCUUGCGCCCCCGGAAAGAAGAGCACUUUUGUAGGCAUCUGCGUUCAGAUCUCGGGGAAAGGGCUCGGAGCAACCUUCAAACUACGAAACAUCAUAGAAGGACAGGGCGUCGAAAUCUGCUUUGAGAUGUACAACCCUCUAAUCCAAGAGAUCAAGGUUCUGAAGCUGGAGAAGAGGCUGGAUGACAACUUGAUGUAUUUACGAGACGCCCUUCCUGAAUACAGCACUAUUGAUGUGAACAUGGCGCCCAUACCCUUUGCGGCGAAUGAAGAGGUUCCUGUCAACAAGAUGAAAGUCAGAAUGAAACCGAGACCUUGGUCCAAGCACUGGGAGCACCCCAAAUUUAACAUCCAGGGCAUCGACUUUGAUUUAUAUCUUACUGAGAAAGACAAAGAAAAAGUGAAAGGGUGGAGCAUGCCUUGGAGAGAAUUCGAUAUGAUGUUAGAAUACGACACAUCAAAACUCGAGAAGAAAAUCUGGGAAGAAGUGAAUGCAGAACUGAAAAGCUGAGUUGCGGUGAAAUCACGGAAGACUUUUUAUCCAGAAAAGACCAUCUGUUUUAGUAUAGUUUUUCCUUUGAUGUUAGGCCUCUUAAAUAAACAUGCACAUGAAAUUUA
This is a messenger RNA of Heteronotia binoei (common prickly gecko), 1151 nucleotides long. RefSeq names its product mitochondrial ribosomal protein L19 (gene MRPL19). Gene Ontology annotation, biological process: translation. Gene Ontology annotation, cellular component: mitochondrial large ribosomal subunit; ribosome. NCBI's taxonomy places the organism in Eukaryota, Metazoa, Chordata, Lepidosauria, Squamata, Gekkonidae. The transcript is spliced from 6 exons. The coding region runs from base 133 to 1044 and encodes 303 amino acids. Gene Ontology annotation, molecular function: structural constituent of ribosome. The record is from RefSeq and is a predicted model, not a curated record.